Molecule: messenger RNA, 1942 nt
Organism: Siniperca chuatsi (mandarin fish)
Lineage: Eukaryota; Metazoa; Chordata; Actinopteri; Centrarchiformes; Sinipercidae
Gene: thy1
Product: Thy-1 cell surface antigen
Exons: 5
Coding region: 232-696 (154 amino acids)
Source: RefSeq, a predicted model, not a curated record
AGACACCUCUGCAACACUGUCAGUGUCCUGGGAGACUACUUCAGUAUGGCAGUUGUUCAGCAACCAUCCACGAAGAACCUUGACAAAAUGGAUGAGCAGUGCGAAGAGGAUACAGAGGACACAGUGAGAGGAUACAGAGGAUACACCGACCUCUACUGUAUCUACCCCUGGCAUCACACUGCAGAGCACUGAGGAAAGCUCAAACUGCAUCAGACAAGGAAAGUUGGGAGAAUGUUCUUCCUCGCUACAAUUUUACUUUUUGGCUUAGCGUCAGCCCAGAAGGUCAUUCAGUUGCACUACUGCUCUAUAGAUGAGCACCACCUCAGGAUGGAUUGCAAAUAUGCGGUUCCCCCUGAGUCACCAGAGCCAUUUUGCAAGUACACACAGGGUGAAAGACUCUUUGACACCACCGACCCAGAUGAGGAGCAGCAUGCACCCUUCAAGAAGCGCGCCAAAGUCCGCAUCUUUCCAGGCAACAACUGUCGCCUGCUGUUUAAAAACCUGCCCGAUGGAAAGUCCAACUUCACCUGCAACAUCAAACUUCCCGACUCCCCUGUCACAGCGUCCAAAACCUCAGUGGUUGAGAAAAAGCUCCUCCUCCCCUGCUCAGCGUGGAGUGUCCUAUUACAAAGCUGCAGUGGCCUACUGCUGACCUUGAUGACACUUCCCAUGCUGCUGGAAAUUCACUGGCUGUGAACAAGGCGCCAAACUGCUGCAUACAUUAACACUGCAUCCAUAAUCAUCUGGUGACAACUUUUAGACUCUUCUGAAGUGUGUGUAUGCACAAAGUGCAAUGAGUUGAAUUGAAUGUACGUACAGUAUAUAUUUGGUAUGUCACAGGCCUGCUUACUCUGCAUCAUGCACUCAAUACUAAGCACACGUACUACUGAAUACACUUUAUACUCUACAGUACUCUCACAUAUAAAUAGCUGUUGAAAUGUACAAUAGAAAUCUGUUGGAUCCAUGUUGAUUUCAGACAGACUUGCCCAACAGGGUGAUGAGUAAAGAGCAUGAAUGUGACUUUGUCCUAAAAUCUAAAGUCUAUAUUCUAUCAUUAAUAUCUACAUUUCAAAUUUUAGUGAUUUUAUUCAAUGUAAUGGGAGAUAUUGAGCUUUACGUUCCAGUUGUAAUAACAAGAUAGGAAGAACUAUCUAUGAGGAUGCAAAUAAGAGGGAUUUUAAAGAGGGAUGAAAACUGCUUCUGCUAUACCAUCUAGCGACUGAAAUUUUCCCAGCUCAAAAGUGAUGCAACGCUGCACUCUGCAAUGUGACAUUAUUGCUGAGUUUCAUCACUCUUUAAGGUGAGCAGUCUAUUUUGCCUGACUGAAAUCUGUCCCGUGUCUCUUCUUGGCUGCCAAAUGCAGAGGGCACACAGGUGCUCUAGUGGAAGAUUGUGUUGUAUUUGUCAAUAAGAUCUGGGAAGGGCAACGAAGAUAGCUUUGGCAGGGUUUAAUAUAAUGAUAAGCAGAGAAACAAAAACUUUACAGCAUGAGCAAUAAAGUCUAUUCUAUUCUAUUUUAUUCUGAGGAGACGAUGUAUAAAGUCCCUCAACUAUGGUGACAAAGAAAACCAAAACACAAACUCAGUUUUUAUUUUGCCUUUCACUUGUGCCUGAGACACAUGAUCCAUGUUCAGCCAAGGCUUGCUGUCAUUAAUAUACAGUAUGUCUCUGAGCACUAUAAGUUUAGUCAGAUCCACAUUGAUGGUUCUAUUUAUAAAUUUACACUGAAUAUGCUUUAUAUGAUGCAAUGUUUUCUCUGAUAAUGUCACAGAUUUUUACUUAUGUAUAUAGUUAAGUAGGUGGCGUGUAGCCGAAGCACAAUCAUUUAAUUGCACUGAAAAGCACUGCUGUACUAUGUACUGUAUAAUGACAAUAAACUGAAACUGCAUCAACAAAGAAUAACAAUGCUCAUUAAAUAAAACCAACCAAUUAAUUAUGUGCU